Prorocentrum cordatum is the source of this 471-nucleotide messenger RNA. Lineage: Eukaryota; Dinophyceae; Prorocentrales; Prorocentraceae. The record is from the annotation of a GenBank genome assembly.
GACGCGGCGGUGGCCGUGACCCGCGCGCUGGGUUGCGCGGACCUGAAGAGCCCGCUGCCGCUGCUGGCCACAGGCGUGGCGACCUCGGUCGUCGAGCUGCGCCCGGGAGAGCACGGCGCCCUGGUGCUGCUGUCCGACGGCGCCGCCAGCCUCGCCGAGGCCGAGGUGGCCGCAGUGAUCCAGCGCCACCAGGGAAGGCCCCGGGCCGCGGCGCUGCAGUUGACGCAGGACGCGGCGGCCGCCCGAGGCGAAGGUGCAGAGCCAUCGGGAGAUGCUGUCGCCGCAGUCUGCGCCUUCAUGAACUUCCGAGGCGGCAGCCCGGCGCCCCCCGACCCGAAGCGGGCCAAGACCGCGCAUGGCGCGGCACAGGAUAUCGUGAAGUUCAUGGAAGGUGUGCUCGCCGAGGCCAGGGAGGACGUGGAGGAGACCUCUGCACAUGGGAAGAAGUUUGCGGAGCGCGGAGGGGCAUGA